This is a messenger RNA of Hypoxylon fragiforme, 2409 nucleotides long. RefSeq names its product heterokaryon incompatibility protein-domain-containing protein. The transcript has a single exon. The record is from RefSeq and is a predicted model, not a curated record. The coding region runs from base 1 to 2409 and encodes 802 amino acids. NCBI's taxonomy places the organism in Eukaryota, Fungi, Ascomycota, Sordariomycetes, Xylariales, Hypoxylaceae.
AUGGAAGAUAUCCUUUCCGAGCAACGCUCCUUCAACUUAAACGUGACACAGCCGCCCCCCGAUGAACCUGCGCAAGAUAAGAAACUCUGGUGGCCUCGAACAGUAGCUUAUCGUGAUGGAAAUUUGUCCGAUGGUACCAACGCCGGUACUGUUCCGCUGUCUCGAUAUGGUGGUGGUGGUGGUGUAGAACGUGCCACGUUGGCCACCACCACGCAGUCUGCAAUCUACCCUGUUACUCUUGCGUCGAAUGAAUUCCGACUGCUGUGCCUGACUACCGGUCCCGACAAGGAUUCCCCUACACAUGUUACCUUAGAAACUCAUAGCGACGAAUACCAUCCCGAGUAUGAGGCAGUCUCAUAUACAUGGGCUGGAGAUGACGGGGAUGCCUCACUGUGUCGUCCGAUAUUCAUCGGCCCGUAUUGGGAUGUCCUUUUCCAGACACAGAACUGCUGGGACCUGGUUCGAUUUAUGCGGCCGACGAGAGGUAUACGUCUGAUUUGGAUCGACUCUCUUUGUAUAAACCAGAGAAAUAUGCAAGAGCGCGCAGAGCAGGUGGCAAAGAUGUCACAGAUCUACAGGCACUGCACCAAGGUUGUGGUGUACUUGGGACCGGAUGUUACACCUACUUUCGAUGAUCGGUAUCCUCGUCGUCAAUGGCUUCAUGAGAUGAGCAUAGUAUCUAUGAAACAAGAACUUGAAAAAAUCUUGGAGCGAAAAUAUUUUAAAAGAAUCUGGAUUAUUCAAGAGUUGGUCUUCGCUCCGCGCAUGGCCAUGCGUGUUGGCCAGAGAGAGAUCAACAUCGACUCGAGAACCACUCUCAUAAACUGGAACUGGGAAGAAUGGCCAACACCGUGGUUUGAGCACGCUUGUCGGCAAAAAUUUCUGGUGCAAAACACAUGGGAUGCUUUAGAGCUUGUCUCCAAAUCUCGGUGUACGGAUCCCAGAGAUCGUUUAUUUGCUAUACUAGCUCUACUACCUAGCCCCAAUCAUGGGAUUGAGCCAGACUACUCUGUGUCUGCACAACACGUGUGCAUUGGGUUCUUCGCGCAUUGCCUCUUGGUAGAGCGUACUGGUUGGUUUCUAUUUUAUGCCACUGGCGUUCUACCUCAGAGAUCAGUUCCUUCAUGGGUCCCUGAGUGGAAUUCAAUAAUAGAGUGGAAAUAUUCCAAGCGUCCAGCUGACUAUGAAUUUGAUAAAUUACGCUAUGAGCUUCGAAUGAUGCCGGGCGUUAUAGAAGCGCAACACAGACUUAUAGAGCUAACCGGCGACUCUGUGGGGGUUGGAAGUGGAGGUAGGCUAGAAAAGUUUCAUGAAAGAAUUGAGAGAAUAGGCAAUGAUAAACCCUUGGUGUGUUCACGGACUGGUGCCUUGCUUGAUAUGCGCCUACAGCACUUGUUCACCAUACCUCAUACUCCUACAAAGAUGGGGGCCAGCCAAGAGGGAGGAGAAAUCUUCAAGCUGAAGCAAAAUACUGGCCCGGCUCUUUACAUAGUCAGCAAGGUAGAGCUUGACAAAAUAGUUAUGCCCGGAUGUGACCAUAUCUUUCACCUCCCCACCGAAACCAGAGAAAUUUGGCUAAUCCUUCGCGAGGAAAAUCAGAUGGAAGAGCCGCUACCUGGCUCCACUGCUACUCAACACCCAGUUAAGAAAAACAAUGACUAUUAUUUGGUUGCUGCUUGCUUAGACCUUUCUUUCGGGCUCAAGACCAGGUCCGAAGAACUAUACAUAGGGGACACGCUAUAUGGAGAAAUCCGGAGAUUGCAGAACAUCUUGAACACGACUUCAAUUGGGCUGAGCUCGAUGUUCCAUAUAGUAUUCUUUGACACAGGUUUAGAAUCGAUUGUCGAAAAAGUGAAGUUGCCUCGGUUAGGAUACGCACCGGGAUACAAGCAUUGGGAUAUAUAUUGGAUGAUUUUACCGGUGUGCUUUGGAUUAUUCAGGGAGCAGUGGCUUGAGGAGCCGUGUUUCGACGCUUCCUACUUAUCUUGUCUUGACCCAAAAUAUCAGCCCGAAGAUGUCAGCGGCUAUUUCAGAAUAAAAAUACCCGGACCGCCCAGAGAGUGGAUAUAUCGAUCAACACAGGGCAGUCUUCAAUGGAAGAUUGAUGAUGGUGAAUGGCAAACGUCUCCACGAAUGCCCUCAGGCGACGACGGGUUAGUGCGGAGCACUCAACUUAGGGUUCGGAAAGACGAGAUUCGGAAUGAGAUUUAUGAAUUAUCUAAGGAACUUUGGAUUUUACGAUCGUUGGAAUUGCUACGAAAAUAUUCCGUCAUUUCUACUUCCUCUACUCUUCCAGAGCUUGUGGACGCAAUCACAAACCCCCGAGAGGAAUACAAAUCCAUCAUGACACAGGAUUGGCGUCGUGAAUUUACUGUUGAUGGAAGGUUUUACGAUGUAAAUAUAAAGUAG